AUGAAUCAGCAGUUCAAUUUAAAGUCGAGUUUCUAUGAAAAUUUCAACUCUUCAAGAUCAUUUAGCUCAUCGAAUAACGUUCCUGAUAACAAUGAAUCAAUAGUUAAAGAAGUAAAAGCAGAUUAGUAGCUAAAGCAACAAAUGAUGAAGCAUAGAAUCAUCAUACAUACAUUUCCCAAUGAUAAGGAUCCUUCCCCAAACACUAUAGAAAUAGACAAGGACACUGGUAAAGUUCAGAUGAUUUCAAAGAACGACAAAAUUUCGGUUCAGAUGGUUAAGAAUAAAACCUACUACGCAUUGUUUGAGACAUUUUUACCAGCGGGCUAUCCAAACUCUGUUGGAGAUGGCUACCUUAAAUUUGCUAUGUACAAUAAUCUAUCAUCUCUUUGCAUCACUGCCAUGUCAUUCCUGUCAGCUCAGAGUUUAUUCGUGGCUAUUGGAAGUACAAUGACCUAAGCCAAUAUAGCAGCGGCUGCUUACACCUGGGUACUUAAAGAUGGUAUCGGGUAGCUAGGAGCAAUUCUGUUUGCUUCUAGAUACGGUAGGAACUUUGACGAGGACAUUAAGAAGUGGAGAUUCAUGGCAAUGGUUGCUCUAAACAUUUCUAUAUAUAUCGAAAUUCUCACUCUCAAGUUCCCCAAUCAUUUCCUGGCACUAGCCUCCACUGCCAACAUUGGUAAAAAUAUAUGUUUCCUACUAUCUGCUGCAUCGAGAGCAAGUAUUAACGUUCAAUUUGCAAAGAGAAACAAUAUUGGUGAUAUCUCAGGCAAGAGUGUUUCUCAGUUUACAGCAUCAACACUUGUAGGAGUAAGCAUUGGUCUUCUUCUUUCUAAAAUGAUUGAUAUUACUUCUAUUUCACAACUAUACCCAGUAUUUCUGAUACUAACUGUAAUGAAUAUAACUACAUCUUACUAUGCCUCAAAGGUUAUCGAUGAAGUCUAUCUAAAUAACCAAAGAGCUUUCCUACUAUUUAAUGAAUACUUUGAGUCGAACAAAUAGAGAAUAUUAAGUUGUGCUGAAGCAAAUAAUAAAGAAGUGUUCUAUCUACCAAAUGCUUUUAAUCUAAUGAAUUGCAAGUUCAUUAAGUUCGGUCACCACACUAUAGGCAAAGUCAUAGCUACCAGCAAACCUCAUUACUACACUAAGAGUGUUAUACUUUAACUAGAGAAGAAUGAUAGGAACUUCGUUUAUCAUGUUUAACUUCUCAAUAGACCAGCAAGGAAGUUGAAGUACUUUGCGAAUAACAACAGAAUAUAUUAGAUUCAUCUGAACAUGAGCAAGAAUGCAACAAACUUUGACAUUAUGAAGGCUUACUAUUUCUCCAGACUAUUGGAUUAGGAACUCUACAAAAAGCAGCUAGAUGGGAAGAUAGAUACUAAUAAGAUCGAGUAAUCUAUUAAAGCUGCAGAGAUAGAGUUUUAGCAGACUAACUUCAAUGAAUUUGAGUAAAAUCUAAAGAAAAACGGCUGGUCUCUUGACUACAUUUACCUUGAUCCUAAGAAAAACAGAUACAGCGUCGAGAAUAUCAUUAGUUGA
This is a messenger RNA of Stylonychia lemnae, 1536 nucleotides long. NCBI's taxonomy places the organism in Eukaryota, Ciliophora, Spirotrichea, Sporadotrichida, Oxytrichidae. The record is from the annotation of a GenBank genome assembly.